This is a messenger RNA of Ichthyophthirius multifiliis, 465 nucleotides long. RefSeq lists its product as hypothetical. The record is from RefSeq and is a predicted model, not a curated record. The transcript is spliced from 2 exons. NCBI's taxonomy places the organism in Eukaryota, Ciliophora, Oligohymenophorea, Hymenostomatida.
AUGUAAUAGCUGCUCAUUCUUACAUUCUUAUUCUGUAAAUAGACCUGCUUAAGUAGCUUUAUCUAUAGGAUUAGCCUAAGCCGAAAUCCAUAUAAGGGAUUUAAUAAUUAUUAUGAAUAUACUAUAAAUUAAUUCGAGAAUAACCGAAAUAAAAUACUUUAGGCAUUUGAAACUAUGAAAAAUUAUGAAGUGACUAUGUUUGCUCCAGAAGGUGGUUAUUUUAUUAUUGGAACUAUGGAAAAAUUUGUGCCUAAAAUUCCUAAAAAAUAUUUCUACAAUAAAGAUGUGGAAAACGGUGAAAAACCUAUAGGAAAAAAAUUCGAAGAAAUUGAAAAUCCAGAUGUCAGUCCUAAUGUGGCUUUCAGAUGUAGCAUUUAAGAUUUAAAGGGAAAAUUCUUCUUUAGAAUAGCUCUUUGUAGAUAGGAAAAAACUUUCGAUAAAGCAUUCUAACUCAUGUAAAAAUGA